Messenger RNA from Cinclus cinclus, 1107 nucleotides. It is a transcript of the gene TMEM52B, whose product is annotated as transmembrane protein 52B. The record is from RefSeq and is a predicted model, not a curated record. The transcript is spliced from 5 exons. Bases 1 to 549 code for a protein of 182 amino acids. NCBI's taxonomy places the organism in Eukaryota, Metazoa, Chordata, Aves, Passeriformes, Cinclidae.
AUGCAUAACUCAGACAUGAUCUGCUUUGUUGCAGGGAGUUUCUUAUGGUUCCCCCAAGUGAGAGGUGAGGAAGGCUGCCUCAACACUGAACUCUGCUCAGGUACAGAGUGGGACCGUCUGUGGUAUAUCUGGCUGGUACUGGUGGUCGGGGGGCUCCUGCUCUUGUGUGGGUUGAUCUCUGUGUGCGUGAAAUGCUGCUUCCAGUGCCAUCAGACAGGGGAUGAGUCGAGCCCUCAGCCCUACGAGGUCACCGUCAUCGCCUUUGACCACGACAGCACCCUCCAGAGCACCAUCACCUCUCUCCACUCGGUGUUCGGACCUGCUGCCAGGAGGAUAUUGGCCGUGGCACACUCCCACAACGCUGCCCAGGGAACACCUCCCCUGUCAGCCUCAGACACCCCUCCAGUGUACGAAGAAGCUCUGCACAUGAGCAGGUUCACAGUCGCCAAGGCGGGGCAGAAGGUGCCAGACCUGGAUCCAGUGCCGGAGGAAAAACUGCAGGCACCUGCCGAGGGCAAGGAUGCCCAGCCAGCCCUCCCAGGACACUGAUGUCUGGUUUUACUGGAUAGCAAAUAAUACAGGAUAGUUGCAUGCAUAGACUAAUUCAGGUGGGCAAGAUAUUAAGAAUUUCAGAUUAACUUCCUUGGUCAAUUGAGAAGGGGGAUGAGGGGGGAAGCAACUAAAAUUCCAAAUAUUUUUAGCUCUAGCAUAGUCUUAUGGCUCUUUUUGACACCUCCUUCAGAUAAUUUGCAUUCUCCAAGCCCAUACAUUACACGAACACAACACUACAAUCACAUUUUGCACAAAUAAGCAGGCAGCAGGAUCAAGAUGCUGAGCCAUUUUGUAGGCUAGUGAUCUGCGGGGUGGCUGCAGAUGCACUCUCAUUCCUCUUGCUUUUAGCCCAAGUUUCCUCAGGAUGGCAGAGAGGUCUUCAAAACAGAAAAAAAUAAAAAAGAAAAUAAAUACAUUUGCAAAGGUUUAUUACGACCCAGUAUUAGCACCAAACUUCUGGAAAUUGGCAACCAUUUAUAGUAAAUUUAAAAAAAAUAAAGUAAUGGAAACAAACUGUAUGUAAAUGAAAGACAGCAUACAUACAGACUGUAUGUA